Molecule: messenger RNA, 2814 nt
Organism: Acanthaster planci (crown-of-thorns starfish)
Lineage: Eukaryota; Metazoa; Echinodermata; Asteroidea; Valvatida; Acanthasteridae
Molecular function (GO): calcium ion binding
Source: RefSeq, a predicted model, not a curated record
CCUGCAUACAGAUUGAGCCUUGCAUUUUAUCGCCUAUUUCGCAGGCCAAUAUUCUCGUCCAUCUUAGAAGUAAAAUAGAACCUCUGAUUAUCUGGUACAAGGUGGUCCACUCACUCCAGAGCAUAUGCCCAAGGUGUGAACUCACUUUUGGUGUUUUGAAGCUCCAAAUAGCAUUCAUCCUGAUUAAUAGAUGUAUAAAUUAAUACAUGUAUGACUUGAUGUCAAGGACAGCAGGUGUGAAUGGAAAAUGGAGUGAACUAUGACAGUCAGGUUCUUGGUUCUUCCGUGAUUUUUCUGGACCCUAAAAGAGGGGAACAUAUCAGUCUUGAAACGAGUGCAUUUUGCUGGUUUCAUGUGCAGUGACAUGGAUAUUUACAACAUGUACUUUCAAUUUUUGGAUGAAUCCAUACUAGCCUUUUCUGUCUCCAUACCCCUUUCUCUUGAAGGCUGUAGGCAAGUGACACGCCCCUUCAGAGGAAACCUAGUCUGUCAAAUUGAUGGCCAGGAACAGAAUUGUACCAUCUCCUGUUGGCAAGGCUACUCAUUCAGCCGGGCCGUUCUACCCUCUUACCAAUGUGGUGCAUCUACCAACUACAAGUGGUCCCAUGAGACAGAAGACAACCCAAGACUGGCCCUCCCGCAGUGUACAAAGUACAAGCCACCAAAUAAGAUUGCCAUGGUGAUGAACCUGGCUUAUAGCACUAAUCUGACCUGCGAUGGGUUUGACCCUGCUAGAGACAGCCUGGUUCAUCAGACAGUCAGAGACAAAAUCACCUUGAACGUAAAGACACUCAGCUGUGUGCAGGAUAACUCAUGUAGUGUGAAACGUGCCCAGGUCAGUGGCUGCAGCACCCAGAGUCCAGCAGACCAGACCCACAGACGCCGCCGCCGAUCAGUUGAGCUGAUCCAAAUUACCAUCAGACUGGAACGUGAUAUCCAUGUCCCUGACCAACAGAACCUGACCAGUGAACAAGUGACCAACCAAAACAGCACUAUUGAGGCAGUCAGUGAACUGCAAGAUGCAGCUCUACAGUUGAUCAACAAGUCCGCAUCAGGCCAGUUUGCCCUAAAUGUUGACCAUCAGGUUUACGACGUUGACACUGAGAGGACCCAGGCCUAUGGCAUGCAAGUCUGUCCCCAUGGCUCAGUGCGCAUGAAUGCACAGGAUGCGCGAUGUGUUCCCUGUGAGUCAGGCUGGUAUGAAAACAAGGAGGCUUGUUAUGCCUGCCCACCUGGCACGUACCAGUCACAAGAGGGCAGCAUCUACUGCCAAGACUGUCCACGUGGGCAUACCACCAUUGGCCCUGGUGCUACAGAAGAAGAAGAUUGCGAAGUCAUCGCUUUGUAGUCCUGACAGGUUAUGAAUUUGUUUAGCCUCUCCCAAUAGUUAGUGUAUGUACAUGUAGCUUUUGAACAGGAAAUUGAUCAUAUACGUUAUUUGUAUGAGCGAUAAUUGAAAUGAAAACAUAAAGUAGAUGUAGCAUUUCUUCCCCAUGAAGGUAAAGCACAAUUUAAAGGAUUUUUUAGUGAUUUUUCCACUGUCUAUCAACUUAUAAGAAUCUUAGCUGUGAAACCAGUUUGAAGAAUUUUUAUGAGCUGAAUGUUACUAGCUACAUGUAUGUUGAAUUAACUUUUCAAAUUUACACAGACUUUGAAAUGUUAGAUUUUUAAAGUAUCCUAAUCAAACUGACAAAGUGUACAACAGUAGAACUUCAUGCCAGUUAUUUACUGUACAAAAACGAGGAACCAGAGGCCAUGGUUUAUACCCGUAACUCAGAAUUUCUUACCCAAAGGUGUAUGGCGUCAUUGAGACCAAGAAAGCCAUCAGCUUUCUGUGUUCUUUUUUAUGUGUUUGAAAUAAGUAUGCUGUCUGUAUUUUACAGUUCUCCUUGAUAUUACAUCGUUGCUACAUAUUCAAAGGCAGUUUCCCUUUUUUCCCAUAUUUUUCAUUAUCCCCCUCACUAAUUGUCACUACACCAAUGAGAAUUGAAUAAAAACAAUUCAACUUUCCUGUAAGUUCUGUAGUAAACUGUUCUGAACAGGUUAUGGAAAUGAAAGCCUAUCGCUGAAUGGAAUACUAGAGCUCAAAAUCAGAUAUAUGUAUGUCAUUAAGAAAUUGUUAGACUUAGCACAACACUGCUUUAAAGUACAUUUAGUUUGCGGCAGUAUCAAGAUUUGAGCACUCAAUUAAUGAAAGAAUGCCUCGUAAGUUGGUGUUGUAUUAAAGAUGAUUGGCUUUAUAAUGCAUGGAAUGAAAAUGGGUAUACAAGUAUGAUAGAACAAGCUAUAAACUAGUACAUUUACAACUGUCUAGAGACAUGGCACUAAUUACCAUCAGCUAGGUUCAUUAUCUGAACCAGGACCCAGGUUUGUUUAAACAUUAUUACAGUUUUGGUGACGCAAACAUUUUGCUAACCUGAAGCAUUACAGUAAACCUAGAUAUGGAGAUUUCUGUUGUUGCACCACUAUUUUAAGCAGUCUGCCUUUGAAGUUGACCCUGUUAGCAGAAAGUCCAGUGAUUGACCCAGGGUAAUUUCAUCUUUGAUGUGUGUCAAUCUAGUCCUCAACUUGAGUAUUGACAGUAAUGUUUAAAGACUGUUUAAAAUCCAAAACAAAUGAGAAUUGGUCAGAAUUUGCUGUGCUUCUAUAUCAACUAAUCAUCUUUUCUCGAUAGGAAAUCAACAUGCAUGCACUUUGAAGAAAUUAUUUUGUAUAAUUAAAUGUAAGAACAUUUACUCAGGUAAUAUUAUACCAUGAAUAAAUUCCUUUGUUUUUAUGCUGUUUGUAAUAAAAUGCAUGAAUUGCUAGCAGUAA